Macroventuria anomochaeta is the source of this 2022-nucleotide messenger RNA. RefSeq lists its product as uncharacterized. Gene Ontology annotation, biological process: DNA repair. The coding region runs from base 1 to 2022 and encodes 673 amino acids. The transcript has 3 exons. The record is from RefSeq and is a predicted model, not a curated record. Gene Ontology annotation, molecular function: metal ion binding; DNA binding. Lineage: Eukaryota; Fungi; Ascomycota; Dothideomycetes; Pleosporales; Didymellaceae.
AUGGCCUCCCGCAGGUCCCUGGGCGGUGGUCGCGUGCUGGGGAGCGGGAGGAACCUGUCGCCUGCUGUGUCGCCGGCCACCCCGCAGGCACUGCAAGCACUGCAGGCACAGCACAGCCAUGUCCGCAAUGCGAGCCUGCUGUCGCCCUCAGAGAGCUCCCUGUCGCUGAGCAGCCAGACGUCCAACAGCCCCGCCAGCACCGCCGAGACGAGAGAAGACAUAGGAAGCAAGGUCCUGCUGGGGCCGAGUGAGAAUGCCGCUGCUCGUGCUAGUAAUCGUUUGGUGUGUCCAAUAUGUAAUGAGGAGAUGGUGACGCUCCUCCAACUGAACCGACAUCUCGACGACAACCACCAGAACCUUGUCGAGCAAGAGCAGGAUGAGGUUAAGAACUGGUUCGAGGAGCAGAUGGUCAAGGCGAAGAAGUUCCAGCCUCUUGCCGUACUGAACCAGAAGCUGAAAGGCCUCGACGUCUUCGAAUCGAACAGCUCACCGACACCGCCGCCCGCCUCCCAUUCCCGCAGCACCUCGAACACCCGCACCGGUCACGAUACCCCCCCGGCAUCCGUCGUUCGCAGAGACCCCGAGGAAGAAGUCACAAGAGCGCAUUGGCAGAGGCCAGGCUAUCGAGACGUGUGUUCAGACCCGCUCUGUGGAAGGCCGCUUACAGGAUCUGGAAUGGCAUUGGGCAACAGCCAGACAGCCGUCAACUGCAGACAAUGCGGGCAACUGUUUUGCGAAGACCAUACCUUAUACCAGAUGAAGCUAUCACGUGCAGCGAAACACGAUCCAGUAAGGGGCAUCUGGUGUCGAGUCUGCGAGACCUGCUACAAGUCGAGAGAAGGCUACAACGACCAUCACGGGUUCGAGCGCAACCACUUCGACGAGUUCGCAAAGGUUCGGCGGAAGAGGGUGGACAGAGAGUACAUGGAAGUCAGCAGGCUGGAAAAGCGUCUUACCAAGCUGACACAACUACUGGCCAGCCCAUCGCCUGUCGAGGAGACACCGAACGCUGGAGGCUGGUUUGGAUUAUCGACAGUCGGCAUAAACACGGCGAAAAACCAGCGCAAAGCUCUAGAGCAGUCUAUCAUUACCUGGGAAGAAGACGCGAAAGUCUCGCAUUGCCCUUUCUGCCAGCAGGAGUUCUCGACGUACACGUUUCGACGGCACCACUGCCGCAUGUGCGGACGGGUGGUAUGCGGUGACCCUAAUACUGGGUGCUCAACAGAGAUUGGGUUGAACGUCAAUCCGAAGAAGUCAGAAAAGGCGACAGAUCAGAUGAGCGUCGAUGUACGCAUGUGCAAGGACUGCAAUCACACUCUGUUCAGCAGAAGCGACUUCGAGCGAGAGAUGGCUAAAAGGCCGAAGGAUCAGCGAGCAUAUGAGAACCUCGCGCAGUUCGAAAGAGGCAUCCGGUUGCUGUUACCCCGGUUUCAGAAGCUCCUCACAGCCUUACAGGACCCCGAAAAACCACCCACACCACAACAACUCACUGAUGCUACAAAGGUUCGGAAACGACUGAUGGAUGCGUUUGCGCAGUUCGACACAGCCGCGAAACGUAUACGGGACCUACCCACCGAGUCACCCACACAAAAGCGUUUACAGCAAGCUGUCUACCAACAGGCAUACAGCUUCUUGAGCUUGCACAUGCUUCCUUUGCGCUCUUUGCCAAAGAUCUUGAAGCAUGCCGCUCCCCAAGGACGUCCAGCUGGAGGCGCCGCUCUAGCAGCCAUCAAGGCCAGCGACAGGACUGGCGGCAGCGUCGUCAGCAGCAGUGAGGUGUCGGCCAUGGAGUCUGAAGAGAAGGAACUGCGCGAAAGACUGAUCGUUCUUGAAGAACAGAAGUUCAUGGUCAGCGAGAUGGUAGCUGAUGCCACGAAGCACAGAAGGUUCGAUGAGCAGAACAGUUUGGCACUGAAUCUGGAAGAUUUGAAUCAGGAGAUUGAUCAGAUCAAUGGGCAACUGGGGCAGCUGGACUUCGCAGGCGCUUAUCAGAGGGACGUGGCUAGUCCUGCGCCCGGGUAA